CCCAUCUGGAGGCGCAGAGAGCCUCCGUAGGGGUCCACGAAACAUUGGGCGAAGGGGCGCCCAAGGGAGGGCACGACCCAAGACCCCUCCCUCCCGAAGACUGGUCUCACGGGGAGCCUCUACCCUGCUCCCUGCUUCCCCAGCUCUGAUCGUGGCCAUGGCAACGGAUGAGGAGGCUGGAUGCCGGACAGGGCGGCGGAGGGCUCCCCAAACACACCCAAAUACAGGAGCAUUCGCGCUGAGGACGAAGCCCGAACGCCAACGCCAACGGGAUGUCCUGGGCGCUCAGCUGUCAUCAGCUGUGCUUCCUCAGGCCACCGGCCACGGCUCUAGGAGGCAGGCCCCACCAUCACCCCCAUUCUGCAAAGAACAGAGCCGAGAAAGAGAGAGAAACGGCUGCCCACAGCCGGGAAGAGCAGGGAUUGGAACCAGGGUUUGGGUCCAGAGGCGGAGCUCUCACCACAGCGCUGCUGGAGGCCUGGGGCCCCCGGAACUGAGGAUAUGUCACGAAUAAUUUCAAGCCCCUUGGGUUUAUCUAGGGACAGGGCCAUCCUGGAGACAGACGCCCGGCUCUCUAGAAGCCAUUACUCAGCGGGGCAAAGGACGUGGGCUUUGAUGGGAGACACACAGGCGGCUGUGAGAGCCCAGCAGAUACAACUCCACUCCCACGGCUCCCGUCCAUGCCCUCCCACUGCUACCUCAGUGGGUGGCUCCCAUCUCCUUCAAACAUCCAAUAAAUGCCUCCCUCACUGGGGGAUCCCACACUGCCCCUUUCCCUUACCAUGCCUCAG
Symphalangus syndactylus (siamang) is the source of this 791-nucleotide messenger RNA. RefSeq lists its product as uncharacterized. Lineage: Eukaryota; Metazoa; Chordata; Mammalia; Primates; Hylobatidae. The record is from RefSeq and is a predicted model, not a curated record.